AGAUAAAUCAUAAGAAAGAUUCAAUAACAGUAAUAGAGUAAUAACAGUGAUUACUGAUUAGUCUAAAAGACUAAAACUCGAGGAUGAUGACUUAAUCAAAGGGCUUAGAUUCAUCCACGUGUCUAAAACCCGUUUAAUCAAAGAUCUCUUAAAUACGACAUACACAUGCAGCUACCUCCUAGACAGAGAUAUAAUACAGACUCAUCUCACUUUGUAUUAUUUGAGUGUUUUUAUAAAACCAUUUUUCCAUCUUCCUCAUCACCUUCCCAAGAAGAAGAACACCAAAGAAGAAGAAAGGUUAAUAAUGAUGGGCAGUGUCGAGCUGAAUCUGAGGGAGACUGAGCUGUGUCUUGGUCUUCCCGGUGGAGAUACAGUGGCUCCGGUAACCGGAAACAAGAGAGGGUUCUCAGAGACGGUUGAUCUGAAGCUAAAUCUGAAUAAUGAGCCUGCAAACAAGGAAGGAUCUACGACUCAUGACGUCGUGACUUUUGAUUCCAAGGAGAAGAGUGCUUGUCCUAAAGAUCCAGCCAAACCUCCGGCCAAGGCACAAGUUGUGGGAUGGCCACCGGUGAGAUCAUACCGGAAGAACGUGAUGGUUUCCUGCCAAAAAUCAAGCGGUGGCCCGGAGGCGGCGGCGUUCGUGAAGGUAUCAAUGGACGGAGCACCGUACUUGAGGAAAAUCGAUUUGAGGAUGUAUAAAAGCUACGAUGAGCUUUCUAAUGCUUUGUCCAACAUGUUCAGCUCUUUUACCAUGGGCAAACAUGGAGGAGAAGAAGGAAUGAUAGACUUCAUGAAUGAGAGGAAAUUGAUGGAUUUGGUGAAUAGCUGGGACUAUGUUCCCUCUUAUGAAGACAAAGACGGUGAUUGGAUGCUCGUCGGCGACGUUCCUUGGCCAAUGUUCGUCGAUACAUGCAAGCGUUUACGUCUCAUGAAAGGAUCGGAUGCCAUUGGUCUCGCUCCGAGGGCGAUGGAGAAGUGCAAGAGCAGAGCUUGAAGUCAAAUUAAAAGGAUAAGUGGUAUCGAUUAUAUAUUUGAUUAACACAUUGAUUGGUGUUAAUUGCUCUUUUUUUUCUUACGAUGAAAUACAUUGUUCAGUUUCUUUUGAUUGUCUGUGUUUUGAUCUGGAUUUGGUAUGUAGAUAUAGUUUGUAUGCUAUUAUGUGUAAUGAACUUAAGUUAAAUAUUUGAGACAUUUGUAAUGGAAAAUGUGUAAUAAUUUGAACAUCCUAUUCCUAUGUAUAUGUUUGUCUUUAUUUAUUUAUUUUGCCAAAGAUGUGUAUAUUCGUAUAAGGAAUAUGUGAUUUUUAUUCCACUAUGG
Arabidopsis thaliana (thale cress) is the source of this 1317-nucleotide messenger RNA. RefSeq names its product AUX/IAA transcriptional regulator family protein (gene AXR3). NCBI's taxonomy places the organism in Eukaryota, Viridiplantae, Streptophyta, Magnoliopsida, Brassicales, Brassicaceae. Gene Ontology annotation, cellular component: nucleus. The record is from RefSeq and is marked reviewed. The transcript has 5 exons. Gene Ontology annotation, biological process: regulation of DNA-templated transcription. The coding region runs from base 305 to 994 and encodes 229 amino acids.